CAUCAGCUCUAGUUUCUUAGAUGUAGUUAUGAUUUUUUAUGGGAGAGCAGAUGAAGACUGCUACAUGACAAAGGUAGAGCUGAUAGGGGAAAACUGGUGACAUUUUGGGAAUCAACAAGUCCAGUAUACGCAAAAACAGAUGUAACAUUUAAAGCACCAGAAUGUGUGUUGGACAGUGUUAUCAGCAGCCUCAAUGAACUCUGAGAUUUAUAAAGGUGUGUGUGUCCACACACACACACACAAAUCAUGAUCUAUAAAUCAACAGGGGCUGGGAGUGAUUGGUAUGUUUCAAAUGCAGUCUUAUUCUUGGGCUAGAAUCAAAAACUGUGCCCAAGGAAGAUGAUGUUGUGAAGAAGGUCAUACCUGAUUGACUUUGAAUGCCGAACAAAAGUGUUCCUUGCACAUUUGUAAUAGAUUCCAUUUGUACCCAUCUGAAUUUGGCGAGGAGAUGCUCUCUUACAGUUAAAAUAAUUGGUAUGCAGCCAGGGUUUGCUGCUUGAAUUGAGAAGAAAAAAAGAGUUAGGAGUUGUGAGCUGGCUUAAUGUGAAGCACCACGCGUCAGGGUGCAAGCAACUCCUGCCAAGAUCUGGAUUUGCCAAUAUGCUGAAUCAAUUUGGCCCUAAGGGGGGCCUGCUUAUAUAGCUGUAAAAUUGACUAGAUAUUCAAAAGAUGCUGUAAAUCUGUUCUUUCUCCCUUAAAAAGCUGGCUUCUUUAGGGCUCCUUCAGCCCAUUGACUGUGGUUACUUUGGGAAGUGGAAAAUGCAUAACAGUAUGCUCAGAUGGUAACUAAUAUAAUCUGGUUUCUGUAUGUGUGUUAUGCACAUAUUUGCUUGUGAUUUAUUUGGACUGAUCUUUCUUCCUCUUGCUUAAUACCUUUGUAUCCUCCAGUUAAAGUUGUUCAGGCCCAAUUUUUGGCAUAACAGUUGUUGUUUUAAUUAAAUAUUAUACUACUUACCUGUGCUUCUCCUAGGUCUUAAGAAUGGAAGGCAUGAUAGAUUUCCGUACUUUGGAAAAGGAGUUGGAACAAGCGAUUGCCAGUGAUGAGAAGUACAAGAGAGAAAAUGAUGCCAAAUUUCGAGCAGUGCGCCAGAAAGUAUCAUCCUAUGAAGAAUUCAGGGAUAUUGUUCGAGCAUCACACUUGAAGCCUUUAGAAAAAGGGGACAAAAUGAGGAACAAAAAAAGCAUGUUAUGGAAUUCCUGUGCAUUUAAAUCAAACUGCAAAGAAGAAAGUGGAAUAGAAUUGUCUCAGGAGUUAGAGCAACUCCCUGAGACUUCUGCAGAAUUCUACAGAGACUGGCGCAGAUGCAUGAAAAGCAGCCAGCAACGAUACCAGCUUCUGCUCCAACUUGGACCCCAGAGUUUGGGCAGAAUUUUUCAAACUGACUUGGCUUAUGGUCUUCUAGGUGAAUUCCUAGCGGUGCUCACAGAAAAUGUCUGCAUGGAAGACCAAAACACUGUCUUGGAAAUCUUGGAGAGUUUUGCUGGCACAAAACGCUUUGGUCUGAAUAUAGAACUUCUGGGUGAGCAAGAGAAAGAAGGCUGCAGGGGAUUAUUUGAGAAACUGCAAAAAAUGGCUUCUGUCCCUGGUGAACCUGCUGAAUCUCCACAUGUUUCUAAUGAAGGAAGUAUGGCUCAGUCCAAAAUACAUGGCCAAACAGAUGGGACAGCUGGAGAAAAACUGAGGAAACUGAUGCAGCUUUAUCAAAUCUCCUGAAAUAAUCUUACAUCUUUAUUGUCAACUACACUGUAUUGGAAAAUAUUGCAGAAUACAAGGAAGAUUGAAAGACCAACUCAUAAUAUAUUUUUUAAAAAAUGAGGAAUCCUUAAGGGCUUGUCUUACACAUUUCCCGUUCUGCAAAAGAACUUAUGCAGAAGAAGUAUCCAGUGAUUAAACCCUUUGUACAUUCUUUAUUUUGUGCUACACCAGUUACUGAGUUUUUACAUAAACUUGACCUUCUCCAUUCAGUCUGACAGUAAAUAGUUUUUGUGGAUGGUUUUGCUUCUUUCUGCUAUAACUUGUUUCAUGUUUCUCACAGCUUUGAAUUUUUCUUUUCAAAAUGAAAUAAAUACAGUAUCAAUGA
This is a messenger RNA of Anolis sagrei ordinatus, 2081 nucleotides long. It is a transcript of the gene DNAAF19, whose product is annotated as coiled-coil domain containing 103. Gene Ontology annotation, cellular component: outer dynein arm. The record is from RefSeq and is a predicted model, not a curated record. NCBI's taxonomy places the organism in Eukaryota, Metazoa, Chordata, Lepidosauria, Squamata, Anolidae. Gene Ontology annotation, biological process: inner dynein arm assembly; determination of left/right symmetry; epithelial cilium movement involved in extracellular fluid movement.